This is a messenger RNA of Trichoderma gamsii, 1257 nucleotides long. RefSeq lists its product as hypothetical. The record is from RefSeq and is a predicted model, not a curated record. NCBI's taxonomy places the organism in Eukaryota, Fungi, Ascomycota, Sordariomycetes, Hypocreales, Hypocreaceae. The coding region runs from base 1 to 1257 and encodes 418 amino acids. The transcript has a single exon.
AUGUCGCAAACAACCGCUCUUGCAUCCGAGGGCAAGUUUGCGUAUGGCAAUGGCGUCUUCUUCGCGGAAGCAUCCAACCGCAGUCAACACCGUCGAGCCAGUAAAGAGGAAUUGGUCGCACAUUUUGCGUCUGGAAGCGACAAAGACCACACCGCGCAUUGGUUCGAGGCGCAACUCAUCCAUCAUGGGCUCCAGCCUUCCAAGGUGAAGUCUGUAGCGCGCAUGCGGCUUUUUGAUGCCGUCCGACAAGGGACUUUGUCUGUGCCUCCGCCCAUCAAAGAUUUGGAGAAGAAGCUGAAGAAAGAGUGGACGAAGCGCGAGAGGGAAGAUAGGAAGAAAGCAACAAAGGGGCUUGAAGCCGUAGCUGCAUCGCAGGCUGGGCCCUCGCGAAAGGCUACGACUGGGAAGAGGAAAGCUGAUGUUACCGUCAACGUAACGAUCAAUACAAACUUGCCAGCUCCUACUCCAGCCAAGAAAGCCAAAACAUCUAAAUCAUCGGAGAAGGGCUCUGCUCCAGCACGCCAAUAUGCAACAAAGCAAACUGCUCGCCGUGGCAGCACUUCACGAGCAUCGAGCCGCCCAGAACCCGCCUCACGCACUGCACCAGCUCCCGUCCCCCGAGUGAGACAAACUGCGAGACGCAGUCGUCCAUUCACUCCGCGGGGACGUAUCCAGUCCUCGUACCAAGGCGGUGGAUAUAGCGAUUAUACGGACCCCUUCGACGAGCCACCUCCGCCAUAUGAAGAUAGCUACGAAGAUGAAGAUAGCCAAGAAGAGAGACAUCGCCCCGUCCAAAGAGCAAGCCUCACACCUCUUGGUCUUCUGAAUGGCCGCUACGAUAUCAGUUCCCGUUCCGUUGAUGAGGAGUGGCCCCAGUAUGCAUCAGGACUCGAUCUUGUGCUUACUAUAGCUGGUUCUAGCCUAUGGGGGAAAUUUGACCUAGGUAUCAUCGAAGGGGUGCUGUAUUUUGAAGAACGACCUCGCAAAUCGUCGCUGGAUGCAGUGCAGUUUUCUUGGCGUGGUCGUGAGGCCGAAGGGCCCAUUUCUUACGAUGAUAGAAGGAACAGGGGCUGGAUCAAAUUUCUUGGCGGCGGUCACAUCGAAGGAUGGAUUGACCAUCUAGAUAUCUACUUUGAAGGUGAUCGAAUGGCGGGCCAAGGGACUCGAAGCGAGGUUGAGGCGAGGAGCAUGCAGAAUGAGUGGAAUGGAUACACGGAAGACGAAUAUGAGCAAGAGAGUCGAGCGCGCUGGGGAUAA